AUGCCCGGUGCAGCAACGUCAAGAGUUCAUCCACCACCGGACGACGGUGCGAUGCCGAACGCGAGGGGAACUCCCCAGCGGGACAUCUCCGCCGCCAGCUCGGCGGCGGCCAGUGCGCGCGCCUCGCCGCUCCAGAGCCGUCGCGGCACGCUCGACAGCGUGGAGCUGGUGGAGCGUUACCGGUAUGCGAAAAACCCCAACCGCAGCGGGUCCCGCUCGCCGAGCCUGUACGAGCCGCGGCGGCGCCUGUCCAGCUUCGGUGCGCAGAAGCGCGUCUUUCUCGACCUGCUGCGCAAGCACGGCAGCAAGCUGUCCCUCAGCAGGAAGUUCUCCGAGGUGUCGACCAAGACGGAUGAGCUCACGCGAGAAAAUCGGAAGAUGCAGCGAGACCGCAUCCUGGCGAGGAAUCAUCUCGGCACGGCACUGUCGGCACUGUACGCCAAGCUUCUAAUCAUAAUGGGUGUAACGCUGCCGGUGACGGAGCUCGUCGCCAGCGGCGCACCGGCUAACUUCCAUCAUCCGUUCUAUCUCUACCUGCACGGCGUCUCCAUCCUGUUCUGCACCUACCUGUACGUGGCACGCUGGAGACGCCAAGCCCACCUCGACUUCCUCGCGCAGUGUCCAGACGGGGCCGAAGGAGCGGUCAAGCCCGCUGCACCGGUGCCCGCACACUCCCACAGCGGCUCGUUCUAUCUGCGCAUCGGUGCGAUUGCGUUCGGCAUCGGCAGUCUGGUGUACUCUGCCCUAGAUUUCGGCCAAUACUUCGAGCUGGACGGUAAGCAUCCGCCUCUGCCGGGGGAAGAUGACGAUGGGUGUCGCAAUUUCCUGGUCGCCCUAAUGCCCGCCGUCCGCAUGCUGCUGUGCGUGGUCCAGAUGCAGUUCAUCAUCGUGACCGGGAAGGAUUUCGGGCUGGAUCGGCACGCGUUCGUUUCCCGCUUCGGUCUGAUGCACAUGCUGGCGUCGAACGUGUGCGAGUGGCUGUACGUGCUGGUCGAGGAGGCGAAGCAUGAAAUCGUGCACCUCGACCACAGCCUGCAGACCAACCGGACCGACCAUGCGAGGACAGGAUCAAAGCCACAGCUGCCGGGCGCGCAGUGCCGGAGCACCAACAUCAUGAGCACGCUCGUCCAGAACGCCGCACCGUUCCUGUUUCCCUGCACCAUCGAGUACUCGCUGAUCUGUGCGCUCACGAUGUACGAGCUCUGGAGCGCGCUGAACCGCACCACGGACCCGACGCGCAAACCGACGCCGGCCGACCGCGCGCUCACCGGCCGGCCCGCCAACCGACUCUCGAUCGACUGCUCCAGCGCUCAGCGGGGACUGUUCGGGGGCAUCGUUACGGUCGUGCUGACGCUGAUCGUGCUCAUCAUGUACUUCGUGCUGCGCAAGGAGCGGCAUCUGCAGCAUGCCGCCACGCUGGAGAUAGUGGUGUACGAGAUCGCCCUCUACUCGGUAACGACCGGCGCGGUGGUGGCGGCGAUGGUGCGGAUGCGCGAUCUGCGGGUCGUCACCCAGCGCUCGGUGCGCGUCGGCAACCCAGCCGCCCUGCCGAUCGAUUGCCAUCUGCUGCUCGUCACGCAGACCGGCAUCUACAUCUACGGCGUCUUCUCCAUCAUCGGCACGUACCACACGCACGGUCAGCUGCUGCACUGGGCCGUACUGUCGGAGGUGCUCGCCCUGGCCCAAACGUCCCUCCAGACGCUGUUCGUGCUGAGCACCUGGUGGCGCCGGUGCAAGGGUGCCCGGCAAAACCGCACCAAGCCGGGCCGGGAGAUUGUCACCUUCCUGCUGGUGGCAAACCUUGCCGCCUGGAUGGUGAACUCGCUCGUCAAGAGCAACGCGAGCUUCCGGCCGCUCGUGAUGGGGUUUUAUGGGGCGGCCGCGUGGUCCAUCAUAGCGCACAUCUCGAUGCCGCUCGCCAUCUUUUACCGCUUCCAUUCGACGAUCUGUCUGUUCGAGAUCUGGAAGAACAGCUACAAGGCACGCUACAACGAGACAUGGUAG
Anopheles marshallii is the source of this 2004-nucleotide messenger RNA. Its product is annotated as proton channel OtopLc-like. The transcript is spliced from 6 exons. Bases 1 to 2004 code for a protein of 667 amino acids. Lineage: Eukaryota; Metazoa; Arthropoda; Insecta; Diptera; Culicidae. Gene Ontology annotation, biological process: proton transmembrane transport. The record is from RefSeq and is a predicted model, not a curated record. Gene Ontology annotation, molecular function: proton channel activity. Gene Ontology annotation, cellular component: membrane.